Molecule: messenger RNA, 2893 nt
Organism: Dendronephthya gigantea
Lineage: Eukaryota; Metazoa; Cnidaria; Anthozoa; Malacalcyonacea; Nephtheidae
Product: collagen alpha-6(VI) chain-like
Exons: 6
Coding region: 246-2702 (818 amino acids)
Source: RefSeq, a predicted model, not a curated record
CGACCCAUUUCUUUGCCUUCUUAAUUUAACUCUGUUUUACUUCAAUAUUAUCCUGGCUUCUUAAUACAUUCAUUUCCGAAUCGUGGAUGUUAAUCCAAUUUCGGGCUGUUGAUAAACACGCAACCUCAUUAAUUCGUACAAUGAACCCUUUACGUACAAAUCAUCAUUCGAGAACCUGUUAUUGACCUAUCGAGUUUGUUUCCCCACCUUGGCCUUCGUCUAGCAGUUUAGCAGCAGGAGUUAUCAUGAAAUCUACAAUUGUGGCGCUGGUUUUUCUGUCCUUAGCUUCGCUAGAAGGUCUUGCUGCUCAAAGAGAUUAUUCCUGCCAUGAGCCAGUCGAUGUCGCUGUCAUCCUCGACACUUCUUCCUAUUUUGGAUCAGAAAAUUCCCCUCAGCUCAAGUUAUUUGCGAAGAAUUUCAUCAGCUACUUUGAGCUGACAAUCAACGGCCUUAACGCAUUCGUCGGCUUCAUCCCCUACAGCGACAGAAUUGUCGAGAGGAGCGUCAUAAAUUUCCGGUAUUCUACGUCAGCGCAACGACUGAGUCAAAAAAUUGAUCGCCUCAAUUUUGACGGAUCCAGUGGUUCCCGUUUGGACCUGGCAUUGCGAUACGCACGCGAGACGCUUUUCACGAGCCGAAAGGGAUCGAGAUCAUGGGUUCCACACGUGAUUCUAGCCGUAACCGGAAGUGCACAAUACUGGAACCCAGUCCGCAAGGGAGCAAUUAGGGACGAAAUUGCAGAGCUUCGAAAAGCUGGUGUUCGCUUGAUUUUUGCGUCUGUUGAUUCUACGCUGGGUAAGCAGGGAUAUCUGAGGUCUUUGGUGGAUUCACAGGAUGAUCUGUACAUGGUAUCCUACCCCUACCUAUUGUAUGGCAUCUCUGAGAGGAUUACAAAACAAGUCUGUCCAGUUCCAAGUACGCUCGGUUGUCCCGGAAAGGUCGAUAUUGGUUUCAUCGUCGAUUCAUCCGGGAGUAUAACACACUCAGAUUACAACAAGAUGAAAUACUUCAUGUUCUCCAUAGCGAAAGCGGUCAACAUCUCCGAAACCGGAGCACGUGCUGGCAUCGUGAUAUACAGCCAGGCUGCCGAAAUGGUCGUGAAAUUCAACGACCAUACGAGCAUAAACGGAUUCAGAAAUGUUGUGUAUAAUCUCAAGCAUCUCAAGUCUUUCACUCGUAUUGAUUUGGGUCUGCAAGUUGCACAUGCGCAGUUAUUCUCGCCUAUCUAUGGCGGAGCUCGGCCCGAGGUCAAGAAAAUUGCUUUUAUUCUGACUGACGGCAAACAAACGGCAGUUCCAGGAGUCCAGGUAUGUAGUCUCUAUGAAUUGCUCCAAAAAAAGGGAAUUCAUUUCCCUCAAGAACCGGUAGAUAGUGGCGUGAAGACUCUUUCCAUUGGCAUUGGGGCAGCUGUGGAUAAAGAGGAACUUCGGGCGAUGGUUGAGUACGAUGAGGAUGUUAUUACUGCUGAAAAUUUCGACAAACUUAUCAAGAGUAUUCAAAACAUUACACAGCAAACCUGUGAAGAGAUCGCAAUCACGCCUUGCAAGUAUGCUGCUGACAUUGCGUUCGUUUUGGACUCGUCAGAUGACGUGAGCUAUCUUGAUUUCCAAAAGAUAAAAAGCUUUGCAAUUGGCGUUGAAAAACGUUUUAAAAUUUCCGAAUUCGGCAGUAGAUACGUUGUAAUUGUGUACGGAAGUCAGGCUGAAACAGCAGUCAGGAUGAACGGGAUUCAAAAUUCUACAGACUUCGCAAUCACUGUUGGUAACUUGCGGCCUGUUGGUGGUCGGAGAUCUAGUUAUCGAGGUUUGGAAUUGGUGGAAACUACUCUUCAUAACUUCGAUAUCGGCGCAAGACGGCACGCUCCGAAGGUGGUCGUUAUGGUCACGGCUGGUCGCGAGGCCGGCUUUUUGGGCAACGCAAAUCUAUACCAGGUUGCAAAGCGGUUGAGAGACCGGAAUGUCGUCGUGAAGAUUGUAGGAAUCGGCAGGAGCUUGAGCCAGAAUGAACUUUUACCACUGGUAGAAUCAUCGGGCGAUCUAUUCCGAAUGAAUUCGUUCAAUGAUUUGAAAGACGAGACACCAGCGGUUUCUGACGGGAUAUGUAAGAGCAUUGAGCCAGCUCAUUGUGACAAGGCCAUGGACAUCGCCUUCAUCUUGGAUUCAUCUGGAAGCAUCAUGAAAGGCGAAUUCUCUGAGUCGAGAAAUUUCGUGCGAGCGAUUUCCGAUACCUUCACGAUCUCUCCUACGAAGGCCCACGUUGCUCUGAUGAUUUACAGCGACGAUGCCCGGAUUAUGGCGAAAUUCAAUGAGAUUCAGUCAAAAGAAGCCUUGCCGACCGCCCUCGAAGACUUACCUCAUCUGAGAGGAAAGACACGAAUUGACUUGGCUUUAAAGCUUGCCUCUGCCUCGUUAUUUACCAGGAAUGGUGGAAUGCGAGCGUCCACGUCAGUGCCAAAGGUUGCCAUCGUGAUCACUGACGGUCGGCAAUCACCGGCGGCCGACGCAAUCCGAUUGGACGAAGCCGCGGCCCCGUUGAUAGUGAGGGAUGUGAAGAUACUUGCAAUUGGUGUGGGUGAUAGAAUUGAUCGUAGUGAGUUGGUGAUGAUGGUGAAAUCAUCCGAGAUGGCAUUCUGGGGUAGCAGUUAUCAAGCUUUACGGGUGCAAUUGGCCGCGAUUGCACGAGAGAUAUGCACUGGCAUAUAAAGAUUUAACAUUUAAUGAACACCUAAUCUAGCUGCAUCACAUCAGCAAGAACAAGGAAGUUUCUUUUGUCUGUGAGUUCUCGACCAGAGGAUGUGGUUUUAAAACAAAGAAAACUUCCCUGUUCACUCAGAUCCGGAAAGCUUAAAAAAUAGCUAUUUCCCUGAGUAAAACAAUAUAACCAGGGAGUAGCG